GGAGGCCAACACAUAAUUCCUUUGCUGCCGCAGCGUGUCAGAGACACCCGAUGAUAACCAUCAGUGGAGGUUUUGCAACUCAGUGUGUGAAGCCUCCUGGGCUGAGAGCUGAGCAGUGCCUGCCUCUUUGGGAUGGCCCUGGUGGCAGUUGCCGGUCUGCUAGCUGAACGCAGCACGGGACAAGGGCUGAGGAGUCUGUGCCAGAGAUGAACCUAGCCACACAAUGAAGCCAGAGGCGCGCUCGGAGGUCCAGGACGCCGCUCGCACAUUCGGGGUGCCUUCUGCCCCUCGGCCUGGGCCCGAGACCUUGUACCAGCCUUUGGGACUGCCUCCCGGAGGAGCCCAACAAGCCCAGGCGGUGGCUGCCUGAGCCGCCCGUGAGUGUCCCAGCCGACCCGGGAGAGACGGCCCCACUCUAGGCUCCGGGCCGGCAGAGAAGCUUGGCCCUGAGUUCCAGUAGGACAGCAGCCAGAGGCAAGCACUGAGGGGCCAAGGAGAUGGAAGAACAGGUGUUCAAGGGGGACCCAGACACUCCUCAUUCCAUCUCCUUCUCCGGCAGUGGAUUUCUCUCCUUCUACCAGGCCGGGGCUGUGGAUGCCCUUCGAGACUUGGCCCCCCGGAUGCUGGAAACGACCCAUCGCUUUGCCGGGACGUCGGCGGGGGCAGUGAUUGCGGCCCUGGUCAUCUGCGGGAUUGAAAUGGAUGAGUACCUCAGGGUCCUCAAUGUAGGUGUGGCCGAGGUGAAGAAAUCCUUCCUGGGACCCUUGUCCCCAUCUUGCAAGAUGGUGCAGAUGAUGAGGCAGUUUCUGUACAAGGUCCUGCCUGAGGACUCUUACAAGGCCGCCACGGGGAAGCUCCACGUGUCCCUCACGCGGUUCACAGAUGGAGAGAGUGUCGUGGUUUCAGAGUACACAUCCAAGGAGGAGCUCAUCGAGGCACUCUACUGCAGCUGCUUUGUCCCCGUGUACUGCGGCCUCAUUCCUCCAACUUACCGGGGCGUGCGCUACAUCGAUGGGGGCUUCACGGGCAUGCAGCCCUGCUCCUUCUGGACCGACUCUAUCACCAUCUCUACCUUCAGCGGGCAGCAGGACAUCUGCCCCCGGGACUGCCCCGCCAUCUUCCACGACUUCCGCAUGUUCAACUGCUCCUUCCAGUUCUCCCUGGAGAACAUUGCCAGGAUGACCCAUGCCUUGUUCCCGCCAGACCUGCUGAUCCUGCACAACUACUACUACCGAGGGUAUGAAGAUGCCGUUUCCUACUUGAGGAGGUUGAAUGAUGCUUAUCUCAAUUCUCCCUCCAAGAGAGUGAUGUUCCCCCGCGUAGAAGUGUACUGCAAUAUAGAACUUGCCCUUGGCAAUGAGUGCCCUGAAGGCAGCCAGUCAAGCCUCCAGACAGAAGAGGAAUCCAUACAACUUCACGCACAGUGGGCUCCCAAAGAGGAAGGAAAGGACAGCCAUGGUCCACUUGUGUUGUCGCCUGUGGGGAGACCUGAAUCCACACGUGAGUGUCCUGUAGAAUCACCCGUUUCACCAGCUGGCUCUUCAUUUGAGCAGUCACCUGCCACUGCGCUGGCCUCAUCACCAUCACAUUCUCCAGCUGACCUGAUGCCUGCAUCACUCCCAGCUGGGCACUUAGCACUCAGCUCAACACCUGUCCAAUCACAGCAGCAGGUACAAACGACCGGAUCACCACCAAGAUCCCCAUCCUCCCAGUCAUCUGUGUCACCCAGGCCACCGGCUGUAGUGACAUCUCCAACAUUGCCCCAAUGUUCUCCUUCAGCGUCACCUACACAGCUACCCGUGGAAGACCUGGGCCCAGAACAGCCCCAAGCUCCCCUUGCCUCUUCAAGUCGGAAAGGUGCCAUGCCUGUGGUUAACGUGAAGGAAGCCACCAACAAGCCCUAUGCAAUGGACAACCCUGCCGAAGACUCAAGUUGGAUGAGCAAAAUAUUCAAGAAGAACAAACAAAAGACAAAUAGCACCAGAAAAGGCUUCCCAAGACAUCCACGGUCCAAAAAACCAGGCAGCAAAGCGCAGUCUGCUCCCUGCCCACUCGACUUCUCUCUGCUCUCCACGUCCGAGACAGUUUGGGUCACCUACAGGCCUCAUCAGAUCCAGGAAUACAGCUGCCCCGAGGUGUGGAACUGCCCAGGGUGACCCUGGAAGCCAGGCACUGCCUGCUCUGUCCUGGGAUGCUGUCUGCCCAGUUUCCUUUCUGACCCCACCUGCCUCUUCCUGGCCAUAGUCAAGGCCAACACUAGCCCAUAUAUUGCCCUGUGCACUGAGAAAACAGUACCCUUUCCUGGAGAACUUGAUUUCCAGCUGCUGGAAGAUUGUGAUAAUAUACUAGUUUUGUUAAAACGGU
This is a messenger RNA of Neofelis nebulosa (Clouded leopard), 2364 nucleotides long. It is a transcript of the gene PNPLA1, whose product is annotated as patatin like phospholipase domain containing 1. Gene Ontology annotation, biological process: lipid homeostasis; triglyceride catabolic process. The record is from RefSeq and is a predicted model, not a curated record. Lineage: Eukaryota; Metazoa; Chordata; Mammalia; Carnivora; Felidae. Gene Ontology annotation, cellular component: cytoplasm; lipid droplet; membrane. Gene Ontology annotation, molecular function: triacylglycerol lipase activity.